ACUGAUAUAUAAAUAUGUUUUAUAAUAUAUGUGGUUAUAAGGAUCAUGAACAGGGAAGAGGAUGUGGGACAUGUUCCGAUUUAAUUCAAUAUUACUUCGUACAUGUAUAUUAUCUCAUCAAUAUUUUCUGUGAAAUUUGUUCCAACAUAGUAAUUUUAGAACAUACGGUAUGGGAAGACAUUCAUUAUAGUUAAUCAUUUAGGAUAAUAGAUAAAUCUGAGACUUGUUCUGAAAAGAAAACAUUGGCGGAUAUAACAAACUUUGUUAUUAUCAAUGCUGUAUAACAGUAAGAUUUUGUUUUGCAAAUGUUCUGUUGUGUGAAUUGCUGUGGAAACAUAAACGUGAAAAAAAUAUACAACGCCUGUGCAUAUAAGGUAGCAGUAGCAGCAACAAUUGAUCAGGGUCAACAAAUAUGGAGAAACACAGUGAAGUUGAUGCCAAACUUCAUAUAGACUACGACAGUAUGUGUCAUAGAGUGGCACUGGAGCUAACAACAGAUGAAUUAAAAGAAAUAAAAUUUUUGCUUCGCCAAAAAAUAGGAACUGCAAUCUUAGAGAAAAUUAAAGACGGAAAGGAUCUCGUAAUAAUUUUAGAGAAACGUGAAUAUUUCACAAGAAGUGAUGUUACUAAACUAGAAAAACUGUUAACUGAUGCCAAAGUGUCUUCAUUAGCUACAAUUGUACGACAGUAUAACGAUUGUAUUCCUAGAAUCCCGAAUUUGGAUGAGUAUGAUGGUGUUGCAAGAAAUUAUGCCACUCAUUCAAUGACCAUAGUUCAGAACUUUGUUGAGACUGAAAAUGUGCGAAGACUGGAGGAUAUUAUUACCAGAAAAGGAGCAGUUCUUGUCAAAGGACCAUCUGGUGCAGGGAAAUCGCAAAAUGCAUUUUACUUUGCUAAGAAAUUUAGAUUUAAAAAUCAGCAAUCUAUAGUAUGGAGGGUACAUUGCAAGUCCACUCGGGAAAUACAUUUGUCUUAUGCAAAUUUGAUGUUACGGCUGGGCCUACGCGAAGUUAUUAGAUACAACGAAUUUGAUAUAAGUGAAUGUAUCAAAAAGAUGUUUGAUCGUAUUUAUAAAAGAUUAACGGAAGAUGAGUACUUAAAUAAUAAACAUUUGAUUAUAAUGGACGAUAUGGAAUCACCCAAAUCUGCACAGGAAGUUCAUGAUAUGAUGGAAUAUUUCAUUAUUGCAAAAAACAUAUACGUCAUAGGCACAUCACAACAUCGAUAUUCGCCAAUGCUAACGCACGAAUACGGAAUGGAAGUUUCUAAAAUGACGGAAAAAGAGGUAAUAGAAUUAUUUAAACUCAACGAUAAUGUUAACGAACCUACAGAAAUAAACGAAAUCAAAGAGUUAGCGAAAAACUUAGAUUAUUUACCACUAUGUUUGGCUUUAGCAUCAUCAUACAUUAAAAUUACAAAAACAAGCAUUAGUCAAUACAACAGAAAUUGGUCGGACCUGCAGAAACAAGCACAUGAAAUUUCGGCAGAGGGUAAGAAAUUUGAUGCAUCAUACAUUCUAACAUUAGAAAAGCUAGAGAAAGAUUUGCCAGAAUGUUCUAGAAAGCUUUUGCAAUUCAUACCUUAUUUAAAUCACAACAUUAUUCCUAUUCAAUUAUUCGAAAGCUUGCUAGAAUCUGAUUCCUCAUCAAAAGAAACCGAUGUUAAUACACUGCUAGCUGCUUUACACGACUAUUCACUGGCAGCCAUUAGCGGAACUGGAGUCACUCGUAUUAUAUCCAUCCAUAGCGUUACAGUUUGGUUCUUAGACAAACUGAAAUCCGAGAGCAAAAGACAAGAAGAGCGAUUAUUUUUAUUGCAACAUUUUUGUUAUUAUAUUGACAAUGAUGCGAGACUUACGGAAACAAUGAAUCGAAAUGUAAAGUUUCUUGAGCACGCAUGUUGUUUAUUAAGGAGUCUUGAGAAAAAUGGCGGAGAUAAAUGCUUUGAAACAAAACUUUUUGAAUGCUACUUAUGUUGCAGCGUUGCUGUCACUUUUCAUUUAUAUGGAAACACUCAAGUAUCUGCCGAUUACUUCUUCAAAAAGGCCAAGCUGUUUUUGUUAAAACUGAUACCUCACGAACUCAAAGUAUACGACGCAUUAAAGGAAAGUAAUGUGAAUUUAAAAAGCGUUGAAGAUUUCCUAAGAGGCAAUUAUGAGAUCAAAUCAACAUCCAAAGAAUUAUUUCGAACGCUGACGCGAACAGCAAGAGAAAUUCCUGAUGACAUGAUAAAGAAAUUUGUUUUGAUGAAAUAUAGAAGCUGUAGAGAUAUUCGGUUGUUAAGGGAAUACGGUAAACUAAGCGAAGAAGAUAUUCCAAAGAACCAAAUUCCUAAACAGUGUUUACAGAAGCUCAUAGAGUGCAAAGUAAUCCUGCCUUUGGAAGAUAUUAAGGAAAUUUUUCUUGCCGAGUUAUUCGCAACGAUAAUGUAUAACCAUAGUAAAAACAUGGUAUUUAUUGACGAGACAAAAGAUGAAAAAGAAGACAGCUCAACUGAUUCCAAAACACAUGCGCCUGAAUAUUUGAUUCACAGGGAAGCUUUGCAUGAAUACCAUUAUGCUUUGAACAUUGCCGCACACCUUGAAGACUACAUCCAGGACAUCAACGCAAAUCUUCAUUCUGUCAGAUAUAUUUUGACGAAAAGAGGUGGUAUAUAUUAUUUCAUGCGCAGACUGAAAAGUAAAGAAAUAACUUUUGAAGUAAUCGAAACUAUGAAUGAAAUGAUUAAGUCUUGCAGUGAAAAACUGUAUUUUGACUUUGGGGUUUUGAAAAUGUGUAAGAAUUAUGAUCUUUAUCAAAGGUGUAUGAUACAGAAUAUAUUGCGCAUGUGUAAUUUAGUUCUAUCUGAGCAAGUUCCGGCUGAAAAAGAACGUUACAUACAGCAAGCAUUAGACCACUGUGGUGAAAUGGAAUCUAUUCUUUUAGAAAUGGAUCCUUGGAUAGCUUUAACAAGCAUUCAUUUGGACAUUGCAGAAACGUACAUGACAGUGGUAUCACCGCGCGCCGAAAAAGCUAAACAUCAUUUCAAAAUGGCACUUGAGAAACAAGAACUUCCAACCCGCUACAAACUUAAAGCGUAUAAGAGCUUUGUUCGAUUUUGUCAUCAUCAAGGUGAAGUCGAAGACUUUGUUUUGGCAGAACAUUUCAGUCAAAAAGUACUGAGACAAGCUACACAAGAUGAACAGAAAGAAUUUAUAGUAAACUCGUUAGAAAAUCUGCGUAAAGAGAAAUCAAAACGACUUUCAGAUGGACUGGAAAAUAAAAUGGCCACCUGCGAUGUUAGUAGUACAUGUUCAAGUAAUGAGGAUACAGAGAAAAAAAAUGAAGAUGAACAAAACAUUGAAGAAUUGUCUCACAAAGCACAACAUGCCUCAGAUAUAAUCAGUAGCGUGAGAGACGACUAUGUUACAUCACAAAUGGACAAUAUGGCUAUGGGAGAGAUAUAUCAAGAAAGAAAACAAAUCAAUUCAACACUUGGUCGACUUGAACAGAAUAUUGUAGCUAAAAUCGAGGAAACACAUAAGCAGCUUCUUGAGGUAGAACUUGAGAGGCUUGAUGUAGACAAAAGAAGACUUGAAGUGGAAAAGGAACGAUUAGAAUUGGAAAAAGAAAAAGUGCGACUUCUGUCGAACAACGGCAACAAAACAUAAACAUUGCCAUGUACGAUAUUACCAAAAAAAUCUGUUGAUUGCAUUUAAACAAAUACAAAGUAUACUUGCUUGAACUUUUGUCUAUCCUCACACAAAAAAGUUUUACAACCUCACUUUAUUUUUGUACCAGCUUAUUGAAAUAUUUUUAUUUGAACGAUAAACGAAUGAAUGAACUGAUAUACACAACUUUCAUUUUAUACUGUUCAGCAAAAUAAAUUUUAUUUAAAAAAAACUUUUAUAUAAUUUUAUAAUCAAGAUUUUUGUCGAGUAAAACAUGCACCGUAUGGUUUAUUUUCUUUGUUAUGAUAAUGUAUUUAUUGUUAUGUAUAAAAAAUAUUAUUAAUUUUUUAAAUAUAUUAUGUAGAAUUAAAAUCAGUUUUUGCUUAA
Molecule: messenger RNA, 4036 nt
Organism: Mytilus californianus (California mussel)
Lineage: Eukaryota; Metazoa; Mollusca; Bivalvia; Mytilida; Mytilidae
Exons: 7
Coding region: 413-3649 (1078 amino acids)
Biological process (GO): regulation of apoptotic process
Molecular function (GO): protein binding
Source: RefSeq, a predicted model, not a curated record